Molecule: messenger RNA, 2106 nt
Organism: Ananas comosus (pineapple)
Lineage: Eukaryota; Viridiplantae; Streptophyta; Magnoliopsida; Poales; Bromeliaceae
Product: probable pectinesterase/pectinesterase inhibitor 21
Exons: 3
Coding region: 137-1813 (558 amino acids)
Biological process (GO): cell wall modification
Molecular function (GO): pectinesterase inhibitor activity; pectinesterase activity
Source: RefSeq, a predicted model, not a curated record
AUUACCAUAAGACCCUUUGUGGUCAUCCCCUCAAUACUCCAUUACUGUAAUAAAACAUUCCCCCCACCCCCCACUCCCCCCUAUCUUGCUUGGGUAGGGGACUUUACAAAAACAAUAAAUUGUAAUAAUAAUAACCAUGGGGAAUAAGAAGUACGCCGUGAUCGGCGGCUCCGCCGUCCUCCUCGUGGCCGUCGUGGCCUCGGUCGCCGUCGUUGUCACGCACCGCAGCGGCGGCGGCAGUAGCAAUGCGAAGUCGGAGCCGCACAUGACGACGUCGGUGAAGGCGAUCAAGGAGUUUUGUAGGCCGACCGACUACCAGCAGACGAGCCCCACCGAGCUCGCCAAGGCGAUCUUUAAGGUGACGACGGAGCGCGUGCAGCAGGCGUUCAACCACUCGGAGACGCUGGCUGAGCUCGCGCACGACAAGAGAACGUCGGGGGCGCUCCAGAACUGCCGGGAGCUCCUCGAGUACGCGGUGGAGGACCUGAAGACGUCCUUCGACCAGCUCGGCGGCUUCGAGAUGUCCAACUUCCAGCGGGCCGUCGACGACCUCAAGACGUGGCUGUCGGCCGUGCUGACCUACCAGGACACCUGCCUCGACGGCUUCGAGAACACCACCACCGACGCGGCGCAGUCGAUGAGCAAGGCGCUGAAGAGCGCCUCCGAGCUCACCGCGAACAUCCUCGCGAUCGUCGACGAGUUCUCGAACACCAUCGGCAGCAUGAACAUCCCCUUCAUGAGCCGGCGGCUGCUCGAGGCCGACGGCGAGGGCGAGGCGGCCGUUCCGGAGUGGGUCUCGGCCGGGAAGAGGCGGCUGCUGCAGGCGGGGCCGCUGCAGCUGAAGCCGAACGUGACGGUGGCGCAGGACGGCUCCGGCGACUUCAAGACGAUCACGGAGGCGCUCGCGACGGUGCCGAAGAAGAGCGAGGAGGCGUUCGUGAUCUACGUGAAGGAAGGGGUGUACAGCGAGUACGUCACGGUCGACCGGGACUUGACGAACGUCGUCAUGUACGGUGACGGCCCCACGAAGACGCGGGUCACCGGAAACCGCAACUUCCGGCAGAACAUCACCACCAAGGACACCGCCACCUUCACCGUGGUGGGCAACGGGUUCUUCGCCCGCGACCUGGGGUUCGAGAACUCGGCGGGCGCGGAGAACCACCAGGCGGUGGCGCUGCGGGUGCAGAGCGACCUGUCGGUGUUCUACCAGUGCCAGUUCGACGGCUACCAGGACACGCUCUACACGCACGCCUACCGCCAGUUCUACCGCGACUGCACCGUCACGGGCACGAUCGACUUCAUCUUCGGCAACGCGCAGGUGGUGCUCCAGAACUGCCUCAUCCUCGUCCGCCGCCCGCUCGACAACCAGCAGAACAUCGUCACCGCGCAGGGCCGCAAGGAGAAGCGCUCCGCGGGGGGGAUCAUCCUGCACAACUGCACCGUCACCGCCGACCCCAGCUUCGAGCCCGUCAAGGCCCGGAUCCCGACGUACCUCGGCCGGCCGUGGAAGGAGUAUUCCAGGACCUUCUACAUCCAGUGCCAGCUGGACGACCUCAUCAACCCCGUGGGCUGGCUGCCGUGGCUCGGGGACUACGGGCUGCGCACCUGCUUCUACACCGAGGUGGACAACAGGGGCCCAGGCUCCGACACCAGCGCGCGCGCCACGUGGAAGGGGGUCAAGAAGGUGAGCUACGAGCACGCGCAGAAGUUCACCGUCGAGCACUUCCUGCAAGGCCACCGCUGGAUCCCCAGGACCGGGGUGCCCUACAUCCCCGGCCUGCUGCCCCAGUCCCAGCCCACCCGGACCCACUAAACCAAAAUUUUAAAAAUUUAGAAUUUGACCCGCGAUUUCAAUUUCGGAUUCGGGUUGGGAUUCGAGCUCGAAUUCAGUUCAGUUCGGUCUGAUUCGAUUUGAUUGAUUUGAUGUGGGGGAAGGUGAAAAGGAAGCAAAUGGGGGAGGGGAAACUUUGCAGGUGAGAUGGUUGUGUAAUUUUUUAUUUUAUUUUUUAUUUUAUUUUUUUUUUGUUUAAAGUAAGGGGAUGUUGGAUUUACAUAAUUUGUGAUUUCUAUAUAUUUAAUUAAGCCUGCGGCUAAUUUCUCUGACAA